This is a messenger RNA of Saprolegnia diclina VS20, 316 nucleotides long. RefSeq lists its product as hypothetical. The transcript has a single exon. Lineage: Eukaryota; Oomycota; Saprolegniomycetes; Saprolegniales; Saprolegniaceae. Bases 69 to 257 code for a protein of 62 amino acids. The record is from RefSeq and is a predicted model, not a curated record.
CGGAGCUCGACACGUGUGCGAUCCCGUAUGCCGACCAAGCGAUCGGCAAGAAUGGCAAGCUCGAUGGCAUGGCCGUCAUCAAGCUCGUGACGCAGCAGAAGGCCAAGCCGACGUUCAGCCCGAGCUGCCCGGACGCGGUCCGGGACCUCGCGUUCCGCUGCUUGGACUACGAGCCCGAGAACCGACCGAGCGCCGCAGAAGUCGUCGUGCUGCUCAAGGACCGCGUCCGGCCCGCGCUCGAAUACGAACCGUACUAGUGCAGUAGGACCCCUUAUCAUGUGUAGCCACCAAAUAAUUCAACAAACUUCCAAGCGUA